CUACACACACACUACACCACACUAGGGCUAUUUUCUUCGUCUUGUCUUGUCUUUCCACCAUGCUAGCCAUGCCAACACCGGGCCAGCACCAGCACUAGACCAGGCAAUGCGCGAACACAUACAUGCAUGGUCCACGGUCCACGGUCUUUGUCUCCUGCAGCCUCAUCUUCUCGGAAUAAUCAUAAUCAUCGUCAUCAUCGUCCCAUCCUAUCCUAAUUCUGCUAAUUCUGAAUUGUUUCGAAGCUUUGCGAAUCGCUUCGGUCUUCUGCAAACGCAUAUUCGCAUAUUCGAACUGACGUUGAGCCCUGAAGAGAUCAUCAGUACCGUUGCCCUGUUCGCCAUUUGUGCAUUUUCUUCUACAUUGGGUACAUUGGGGAUGACAAGGUGAUCACCUAGUCGAGCCUAGUCAAUUCCUUGCGUCAUCAUGUCAGAGCCGCCCUAUACUAGGAUCUAGGCAACUUUUCGAUU
Hypoxylon trugodes is the source of this 468-nucleotide messenger RNA. RefSeq lists its product as uncharacterized. NCBI's taxonomy places the organism in Eukaryota, Fungi, Ascomycota, Sordariomycetes, Xylariales, Hypoxylaceae. The transcript has 2 exons. Bases 107 to 388 code for a protein of 93 amino acids. The record is from RefSeq and is a predicted model, not a curated record.